CAGACAGCAGCACGGCAGCGCCCGGGAUAACAUGAUUAGCGCUCUAUUAGGUCCGCGACUGAGCAGCACUAGAUGCAGCACAGGGAUCAUUGUGUGUGUGGAGAGAGGAGACACGGGGGAAAGACUUCACGCUUCAUCCGCCACAUGGAUCUUCUUUGCCUCGCAUUGAUCUGCUUAAAGAAGUUACCCACUGACAGCUUUUUCAAAGCCCGUGCGUCUCCGGCGCUGGAGAGGUUGUGCCACCGCUCUCAGAUAAACUAAGAGACUCAUAAAUAUCAAGAGCUUCUCCUUGAGGAGAUGAUGAAAGAGAAAAAUCCAGGAAAGCCUCUGAGGAGUGAUUCAGUCCCUUCCUUUCUCAACCCUGCCGUGAGCUACUAGCUCUGUCCUUCCUUGUGAUGGUAUUUGUUAACCUCAGGUGAACUCACAUGAGAAGUGGGCCGAUCCGCUCCAAUGGGGUUUGACAACGAGACCAACCAGACUCUUCCAGAUGUGCCCCCUUACAGCCUGCGGGUCUCCCUGCCGCUCACCGUGCUGGUGGGGAUGAUGAUCCUGCUCACAGUGUUUGGCAACGUGCUGGUGGUCAUAGCUGUGUUUACAAGCCGGGCUCUGAGGGCUCCACAGAACUUGUUUCUGGUGUCUCUGGCAUCGGCAGACAUUUUGGUGGCUACCCUGGUCAUGCCUUUCUCCUUGGCCAAUGAGCUCAUGGGAUACUGGUACUUUGGCAAGGUGUGGUGUGAGAUUUAUCUGGCACUUGAUGUUCUUUUCUGCACUGCCUCCAUCGCCCACCUCUGUGCCAUCAGCUUGGACCGCUACUGGUCCAUCACACAGGCCAUCGAGUACAACCUGAAGAGGACGCCGCGGCGCAUUAAGUGCAUCAUCUUUAUCGUGUGGGUCAUCGCAGCAGUCAUCUCCUUCCCUCCUCUAAUCACCAUGAAAAAAGGACACAACGACAAUGAACGUAUGUGUCAGAUCAAUGAAGACAAAUGGUACGUCAUCUCCUCCUGCAUCGGCUCCUUCUUCCUCCCCUGCGUUAUCAUGGUCCUGGUCUACGUGCGGAUCUACCAGAUUGCUAAAAAGAGAACGCGGGCGCCACCUGGAGACAGGAAGCGGACUGAGAUGCCCAAGACGGCCACUGUCACUGCCGCCAACCAGAAGCAGAACGGUGUGGGUGCAGGCGAUGCCGAGGACCACCUCUGCCACGAGAAGCUGAACGGCGAGCGGGACAUCGAGCUGAAGGAGGGAGUUGGAGGAGCAGAUGAGGAGAAGGGUGAGGUCAACGGGGUGGACCUCGAGGAGUCGUCCUCCUCUGACCACAAAGUGAACAAUCCCUGCUCGAUCAAAAAGAAAGCGGCUAAGGGGAAAACUAAACUGUGUCAAAUCAAACCAGGUGACGAUGGGGUCCAAAAGCGGGCGCCAAGCACCAAGGGCAGCCGCUGGAAGGGCCGACAGAACCGGGAGAAACGCUUCACCUUCGUCCUGGCCGUGGUCAUUGGAGUGUUUGUCAUCUGCUGGUUCCCCUUUUUCUUUACGUACAUGCUUAUGACGCUGUGCAAGUCCUGCCCGGUACCAGAAACCCUGUUCAAGUUCUUCUUCUGGUUUGGCUAUUGCAACAGUGCACUAAACCCCAUCAUUUACACCAUCUUCAACAACGACUUUAGGAGGUCGUUCAAAAAGAUACUGUGCAAGAGGGACACUAGAAGAUAUGUAUGAUGGACUCCAUCUUUAUGUACACACUUUUUUUUUUACUAUAUUGUAUAUAAAUUUAAAACACAUAGACCAUUGCUGCAUGGUUCACUGGCUUAAACGCUCUCGGUGUAACUGCUUGGAAAGGCUUUCCCAGGAUGAGCUUUACGUGCAGCAUCUUUCAAAACACACCACCACCCACAGCUUCAACACACAGAGAGGUCCAAACAGAACAGAACAGCACAGUGGAACCAUGUUUUUAUUGUAAAAGUUAUUUUUAUUUUUAUAAAUGAAACCUACAUAGUGAAGUCAUAUGUGUUGUACUUUAUGACAGUAUGUUGUGCAAAAUGACCUGUCUUAAUAUUUGUCUUUAUAUUUUGUUGUUAUGGAUACAGUAUUGUGCCAUUUUGUAUGAUAUAAUGAUAAUGAUGAUGACAAUGGUUAGGAUGAUGAUUAUGAUGAUGAUGAUGAUGAUGGUGACAAAGUGGGAAAAAUGCUGGCUCUUUAAAGAAUAAAACCCAUUUCCCGAACUGGUCUCAAGGCUCCAAAGUGGGUUAAACUAUCAUUUUGAUGAUAUUCUGUCA
This is a messenger RNA of Plectropomus leopardus (leopard coralgrouper), 2267 nucleotides long. It is a transcript of the gene adra2a, whose product is annotated as adrenoceptor alpha 2A. Gene Ontology annotation, cellular component: plasma membrane. NCBI's taxonomy places the organism in Eukaryota, Metazoa, Chordata, Actinopteri, Perciformes, Serranidae. Gene Ontology annotation, biological process: G protein-coupled receptor signaling pathway. Gene Ontology annotation, molecular function: epinephrine binding; alpha2-adrenergic receptor activity. The record is from RefSeq and is a predicted model, not a curated record.